Molecule: messenger RNA, 1350 nt
Organism: Cuscuta epithymum
Lineage: Eukaryota; Viridiplantae; Streptophyta; Magnoliopsida; Solanales; Convolvulaceae
Source: the annotation of a GenBank genome assembly
AGGGAAUGAAGGCUCCCAGUUGCAGCCCUAGUGAGGUGAUCUACAGCCCUGAUUUUCGCCAGUCAUUAUACUGUCACCUUCUUUGUGGUCUCGUUUUUCGUGACCAAAUCCAUUUCAUAACCUCCGUCUUCGCACACGGCAUUGUUCUUGCCUUUCGAACCCUCGAACAAGUGUGGGAGGAGCUGUGCACCGACAUUCGGGAAGGCGUUCUUUCGAGCCGUGUCACGAUCCCCUCCGUUCGGGAUGCCAUGUCAUCGAAGGUCCUCGUCGUGCCCGACCCUGAGUUGGCAGGCACGAUCUGUGAGAAUUGCAAGGCACUGAUGGAGAAUGGGUGGUAUGGACUGAUCCUGGAGCUGUUUCCAAAUGCAAAGUAUAUUAGUUCAAUCUUCACAGGGACCAUGCAACCUUAUGUGAAGAAGUUGAGGCAUUAUGGAGGGAAUAUGUUGCCUUUGAUGAGCUCAGAUUAUGGGGCUUCUGAAGGGUGGGUUGGGUUUAAUGUGAACCCUAAUGGUCCACCAGAGGCUGCUUCCUUUGCCGUGGCCCCAAAUGUAGGGUACUUUGAAUUUAUUCCUUUGAGGAAUGGUUUGGAGUUGGAACCUGUUGGUUUGACCCAAGUCAAAGUUGGGGAGGAGUAUGAAAUUGUUCUCACAAAUGGCACAGGAAUGUAUCGCUAUCGGCUGGGAGAUAUAGUGAGGGUGAAAGGCUUCCAUAACUGCACCCCACUGCUCCAAUUCAUUGGCAGGAAAAGUCUUAUCCUCAGUAUCGACAUUGACAAGAACACAGAGGAAGAUCUCAUACUCUCUGUGGAAACAGCUGCAAAAAUCUUAAGCAGCAACCCAUCAUCCAAGAUUGAACUACUUGACUUCACAAGCCAUGUCAACACAUCAUCAUAUCCAGGCCAUUACAUUAUCAUCUGGGAAUUGAGUGGGGAGGCAAUUGAUCAUCAAGCUCUACAAGAAUGCUGCAACUGCUUGGACCUUUCUUUUGCAGAUGCUGGGUAUAUUGUCUCUAGAAGGGUCAAGACCAUUGGUCCGCUGGAGCUUCGGGUGGUGAGGAAAGGGACAUUCAACAAGGUUCUGAAUCACUUUGUCGGUCUGGGAGCUACUCCAAACCAGUUCAAGGCUCCAAAGUAUAUCCCAGAAACUAACGAGGCAGUUAUUGGGAUAUUAAGAGACAAUGUGGCUAUGGCUUUCUUUAGUACCGCAUAUCCCUGAAGUUGUAAUAGCUAGCUUAGUGUUCAUGCUUGGCUCAAAAUAAAACAUAAAACAUGGGAGUACUUCCUUUUUUGUGGGACAUAAGUUUUAAAGUUACUAUUCCUAUAGUCAAUGGAGCAUAAUUUAUUCUUAAUAC